GCCAAAAACCUUGGAAACACCCCCACAUAGUUGGAAGCUCCACCAUGGCAGUCCAACUUCUCCUUUCUCUCAUAUUCUUCUUUCUACCCUCUCUCUCCUUGUCUGCCUCCUCCAAUAUCAUCUCCAACGCCGCCCAAGUCCUCUCCGAUAUCGGCAUGGUAUCCAUGUCUCUCACCCUCCAGUACGGUCCCCAAACUCUGAUCCCACAAACUCAAAACCUCACCAUUUUCUCUCCAUCUGAUACUGUCUUCGCUAAGUCCGGUCAACCCUCUCUUUCUCUUCUCCGUUUCCACUUCUCUCCUCAAUCUCUUCCUCUCUCAUUCCUCAAUGCCCUCCCCUUUGGUUCCAAACUCACCACUUUGUCGUCUAGCCACUCCCUGGUCGUAACCUCUUCACCGUCUGAUGAUCAGCUUUCAUUAAAUGGAGUCAAGAUUGGCAAGACACCCGCGUACGAUGAUGGGACUUUGGUAGUCUAUAAACUUGACAAGUUUUUUGAUCCAAGCUUCAAGGUUUCCAAGCAUGGAUGUGUGGUUGCGGAUACGUUUCGUAAUUUUAAUUCAUUUGAUAAAGCCAGCGAAGCUUUAAGGUCAAAAGGGUACUUUGCCAUGGCAUCUUUUCUCGACUCCCAGUUGGAGAGCCCAAAAGCCAAUGCGAAGCUCACAAUCUUUGCUCCUUCUGAUGAAAUGAUAAAGCCAUUUAUGAGCAAUUGGAGCAUGUAUCCAUCAAUUCUUUUAAGGCUCAUCGUGCCUUGUAAUAUUCCAGGGAGAGAUCUGGUUAAUUGGGAUGAGGGGGUAGUGCUAGAGACUUAUUUGGAGGGGUUCAACAUCACUGUUGCAAAAUCUGGUGCCCAUGUAACGAUCAACGGGGCAAAGGUUAUGGUCCGGGACCUGUUUCAAAGUGAUUGGCUCGUUGUUCAUGGCCUCAGUGACAGCGGGGGACUUGGUAGAGUGACUGCAAGAAGCGGCGCGGCCGAGAACUCCAAGUUGGGCAAGAUUUUAUUGGCCACUUGUUGCCUGUUUCUCUCAAAGUUUUUGCUGAGCCAUAAUUACCCAAGUCUUGUGAUUUGGCCAUCUAACCUUUUUUGGGUUCUGAGUAGGUUCAGGCUUUUAGAUGGCUAGGAUUAUGGACUCUGCCUGUUUUUCUUUUCAUAGUCCAAGCGCCCUGUGACGAGAAUAUUUGAAAACAAUCAGGAAAUAGACUCUUUGUCUACAAAUCUUUUGGAUGCAAAUAUUGUUGAGGAAAAUAUGAUUUGGGCUUUUAGUAUAGACUUUGACAGAGUUCUUCGGCUUCGUAAUAAUACAUUUCACAAUCUGCUACUUAAUUGAGAAUGAUGGCA
Messenger RNA from Theobroma umbraticum, 1336 nucleotides. RefSeq names its product putative fasciclin-like arabinogalactan protein 20. The record is from RefSeq and is a predicted model, not a curated record. NCBI's taxonomy places the organism in Eukaryota, Viridiplantae, Streptophyta, Magnoliopsida, Malvales, Malvaceae.